Silurus meridionalis is the source of this 942-nucleotide messenger RNA. RefSeq names its product olfactory receptor 8I2-like. The coding region runs from base 1 to 942 and encodes 313 amino acids. Lineage: Eukaryota; Metazoa; Chordata; Actinopteri; Siluriformes; Siluridae. Gene Ontology annotation, biological process: G protein-coupled receptor signaling pathway. The record is from RefSeq and is a predicted model, not a curated record. Gene Ontology annotation, molecular function: G protein-coupled receptor activity; olfactory receptor activity. The transcript has a single exon. Gene Ontology annotation, cellular component: membrane.
AUGUCGAAGAAUCUUUCCAGAAAAACAAUCAGUGAAUUUAUCAUCACAGGAUUUGACAAUUUUGAAAAACCAAUGACUGUUGGAAUUGUCAUCCUUACCUUAUAUCUUCUUGUAAUGCUUGGGAACCUGACAAACAUAUGUGUUAUUGCCAUGGAUAAACGUCUACACCAGCCAAUGUAUCUCUUCAUCUGCAAUUUAGCAAUUGUGGACAUGCUCUAUUGUUCAUGUUCAUGUCCAACAAUGGUAGGAAACCUUUUAGUUGGUUUUAAAACUAUAUCUUUUGCACCAUGCAUUAUUCAGAUGUAUGUGUUUGGAUUAGGCUUUGUGAUGGAGGUGUUUACUAUUUCUGUCAUGGCUUUUGACCGAUUACUUGCCGUAAUUAAGCCACUGCAUUACCAUUCAAUUUUGACAAAUGUUCGUUCUGUAAUACUCACUUUCAUACUGUGGAUUCUGGGUUCUGCUGCAAUAUCUGUCAUACCUGGAACUGUUCUUCCUCUAUCAUUUUGUUACUCUACACUUAAAUUCAUGUUUUGUGAUUAUGGAUCUGUUGUCAGAGCCACCUGUGUAGAUCCUAACCCAUAUUUUGAUUUAAUGGCAAUUGUAACUUUCAUUCUACUGUUUGGAACAUUUAGUUUCAUCUGUGUGUCUUAUAUAAUGAUAGUUCUUGUCGUUUUCAAAAUGAACUCAAAAGGUAGCAAGAAAAAAGUAUUUAACACAUGCUUUAGUCAUUUGAUGGUUGUAGUGUGUUAUUACGGGCCUACUUUUCUUAUAACCUUUUUAACUAGGACAGGUAUAGUUCUUACUUUAGAGAUGCGACAUGGGUUCAGAAUUGGCACAAUUCUUGGUCCGUCCUUAGUAAAUCCUUUUAUAUAUUCUUUUAGAACCAAAGAGAUUAGAAACAAAAUACUGAGAACUGUGAGAGUUGGCAGAAGCAACGAAUGA